AUGGGGAAGCCGCCGUCGUUCGAGGCGCUGGGCGUGCAUCCCACGCUAGUGGCCGCGUUGCGGCGAAUGGGGGUGCAGCCGACACCGUUCCAGGCGCGCGUGUUGGCCACCACGGCGGGUGACUUCGCAGACGUCAUGGUGGACGGGCGGGCGGCAGGCGGGGCGAGCGCUGGCGGCAGCAGCGGCGGGGUUGCCGGCGCGGAGGGCAACGCGAGCUCGCGCGCAGUCACGGCGGAGCGGCACGCGCUCAUCACGAUCUUCGCCACGCACUGUGUGCUGAGUGCGAAGGACCCCUCGCGCAGCACGGCGGUCGUGGUUGCGAGCAACAAGGACUGCGCUGCCCAGCUGCAGAAGAGCAUGAAGGCCUUCGCCUCGCAGUGCCACAUCGACUUUCAGAUGGUGACGGCCGAGGGGCAGCAGCCGCCGCCGCCGCCGCCGCCGGUGGGGGGCGACAGCGGCGAAAAGGGGCCGUCCGCGGCGGCAGCCUUCGCGUCGAAGGGCGGGCGCGUGUUGAUCACCACCCUGCGGGUGCUCCACGCCUGGGGCAGGGAGUUCCUCCGGUCCGUUACGACCCUCGCCGUGGAGGACGUGAGCCGCGCCAACGAACGGCAGCUGGAGGAGGUGCUGCGGCUGCUGACGGCCGCUUCGCCGUCGCCCAGCGCGGCGGGGUCGGGCCACUGCGCGAACAACCUCACGGCGUCGCGGCACACGGCAAACGUCUUCCUCAUGUGCCUCGCGCCGCUGACGAAGGUGGGAGUGGGGGUUCGCUACCACCUGAGCCGCAGGAGCCGGCGCUACUACCACCUGCAGGGCCCUUCCGCCGCGGUGGGGCCGACGCUGCCGACGGCCUCCGGCACCCUCCCGCCCUCGUCGACGCAGUUGGUGCACCUCCUCUACCUCGACGAGCGGGAUCGCGAAGAGCUUCUUCGCCGUGUGUUGCUGACGUACCAAUCGCGUCGUGUGGUGCUGCUCACGCAUCAUAAGGAGAUAAAGCACCUGCACCAGACCAUAGCCAAGUGGGGCUUGUAUCAUACGACGAGCGACGCAAACAACAAGGGGACGGAUUACAUGUGUUGCAUGCUGCGCUCUGACACUGCGGAAAGGCAGGAGUCUUCCUUUAUGGGGUUUCUCCGUGAGGCGAAGACCAGCCCCAACAGCGCUGGCAGUGCUAACAGCGGUGACAACAAUAGCUCUUUCUCUGCAUUGCUGGUCAGCUGGGACGCCUUUACCGCGGUGGAUCUCAUGGACGUGGAUGUCUUUAUCCAGUACUACCCACCACAGAAGUCCCUCACAGAGCGGGAGCGGGCGGAGUUUGUUCAGGUGCUGCACACCACAGCGGACCCCGAGAGCAGUCGCCGUGGACGUCGCACGCUGCUCAUCACCUUCCUGGCCAUCAACGACUUCACCCUCGCCGCCUUCUUCAUGCAGCAGUACGGCCAAAGCGGCCCCAUCCUUAACCUCGCCGCCAACCACCCGGACUUUCAGCGAUGCCUCCUCGACCCCAAGACGGUGUUGCGGAUAAAGCAGAAGAAGGAGGGCGGCCGGCGUCAGAAGGACCGCGACGAGGGCGGCCAAUACCCCAACGCUAGUGGCGGCGCCAGCGGUGGCGUGGCGGCGAGUGCACCGGUGCCGCUGCCUCGCUCCAUGCGGCAGCCGUCUCCCGGGGGCCGCAAGGACAAGGAGCAGAUCACAGGCGGCGGGAGCGGCAGGGGCAAUGCCGCUGCUGCCGGCUACGGCGUCGGCGGUGUUGUUGCUGACGGCAGGCCGCGCUCUGGCGGAAGGUGGGGCGGCGAAGGCCGACAGCAGCGUGCCGGUGGCGAUGACGCGGUGAGCGGCGCCAGUUCUGCCUGCGUGUCGCCUCCGUCGGCGGAUGCCCGUUGA
This is a messenger RNA of Trypanosoma conorhini, 1881 nucleotides long. RefSeq lists its product as uncharacterized. The record is from RefSeq and is a predicted model, not a curated record. Bases 1 to 1881 code for a protein of 626 amino acids. The transcript has a single exon. Lineage: Eukaryota; Euglenozoa; Kinetoplastea; Trypanosomatida; Trypanosomatidae.